Danaus chrysippus (African queen) is the source of this 1098-nucleotide messenger RNA. The record is from the annotation of a GenBank genome assembly. NCBI's taxonomy places the organism in Eukaryota, Metazoa, Arthropoda, Insecta, Lepidoptera, Nymphalidae.
AUGGAUGUGUUGAUUACACUUUUCUACAUCCUCUUCGCUAUCUGCGUCGUCUAUCCGCCUACGGAGUUCGUGUCUGCCGGCUUUACUAUACCUCAACUAUUAGACAACUUCCUCGGAUCUGAAAAUGUGAAUUUUAUUGGCUAUCAUAUGAAGAGGAUUACGAUAACCGCUCUUAUACACUCUGCUUUACCGCUUGGGUAUGUGUUCACGCUAUGGUGUGGAGGUGAAGAUAGUGUGUGGAUGCCGUCGGCCGCUCUCGCAACUGGUAUAAUACCCGUCCUUAUGUGCUACAAGAUAGCUUGCUGGUGGGAACGUGAUAAGAAGAAGCAUCCAGUUGUUAAGGCACUGCUGCCAUAUGUGAAUGAAGGCAGCGACUGGAGAGUUAUAGCUUCUCAUUUCAACUUGGAUUUCCGAAGUAUCGAAAAAGUAUCCAUUAACCUGACGGCAACUAGCAAGUUCAUAGCUACUAAUUCAUUCCUAAUAAAGGUCACUCAGUAUGGAAUCAAUAUUGUGAAACAAUCUGACUGUGCCUUGGUUGCUACGGCCACCGAUAGUCACAAUCUGACACCGACAGGAGAAGACGAGAUUCAAUAUGUCAAUAUUGAAGUAAUACCGUCAAGAGAUGAUAUCAAACGAUUCACAUUCAGGAUCUCAACGACUGCCUUACGGGACCUGCAGCCAAGACUGGAACGUCCUGUUAGAGUGCCCGACCAUAUCUCACUCUUGCCAACGCUAAUCGAGAGAUUCGUUAAGGUUUUUAAGCAACACGUUGAACAAAAUCCAGUGUAUUAUGUUGAUCAGGAGCUGGAGCCGUGUAUCGGUUGUAUGCAGGCCCCGGCGGACGUUAAACUGGAUCGCCUAUGUCGGCCGCUGCCUCCGCCCGCCCAGCAUGAUCCUCCGGCACAACCUACACCUCCCUGCCAACAGUGUAACUGCAGAGUUCUAUGGUGCGCGUCAUGUAUGGCCCGCUGGUGGGCUGCUCGUGCUAAUGGCCCCCCCGCGGGCUGGCUGGCCGGUCGGGGCUCGUGUCCUGUCUGUCGAGCCUCGUUCUGCCUCCUGGACGUACGCCCCGCUCGUCCUCCGCCCACAUCCGCCUGA